AUGCCUUCUCACUCCGAACGCACCUCCUCUUUCUCCCUGAGCUUAGCCCCCGAUGAGCCCUCAUUGAAGAACAUUGACCCUUCCUCCUCACAACCCAUGGCUUCCUCUCCCAUCAUGCCCUCCUCCUCCGAGGACCACGGGGAAAUUUGCAACUCCGCCGCCUCGUUGGAUUCCCUAGUCUCAACCACCGAGUCGUCAACCUCGUCGCCCAUGUCCUCUUCCCCGGUCAUAGCCCCUUCCUCUCCCAUUGAACCACCUUCUCCCCGGUUCCAAGCUGAACACCGCCUCAACGGCACUCAAGAGAACCAAAGGAUCCUCAUCCUAGGCGCAACAGGCAACCAAGGCCGAGGCUGUCUUCGGGCUCUCCUCUCCUCUCAGCAUCGCGACAAGUAUACAAUCGGUAUUGUAGUCCGGGACUUGGAGUCCGCUUCAGCCGCCGCUCUGUCAAAUUCCAUUAUGCCCGGACAAUCCCAAUCUCAGUCCCUCUCCAAGUGCCUCUCCUCCCUAGACAUCCAUAUCUUAUCAGGCGACUACAGUUCUCCCUCCUCCCUUUCUGCAGCUUUCGAAAUCUUCCAACCCACCACUGUUUUCUUCCCACCCGUUUUGACAGACGAUUUCCGCCGAGACUUGGUCUGGUCUCAAAAUGUCAUCUCCGCCGCCGCACACUGCGGUAGUGUGACGAAGAUGAUUGCGUCAACAGCGCUGGGAGUUGAUAGACGGGCGGAGUUUCCCGGCUGGGGCAAAAACGGGGAGUGGCACCCCAUGUCUUCGUACUGGAACACCAAAGCUAGUAUCGAAGAGCUGGUGGAAGGAGCUGAGUUUGAGAGUUGGACGAUCGUAAGACCAGCAUGGUUUUUGCAUUCGCUGACUCAACGGAUGGUUGGAUGGAGCUAUCUGGGAUGGAAGGACACUGAUGAAGUCCGGACAAUCAGGACCAAGUGGAAACGAAACACAAAGGUAGCGUGGGUGGAUGCGGAGGAUGUAGGCGUGGUAGCUACGCGUGUUGUUGAUGAUGAGACACAAGGGGAGAGGAAGAAGUGGCGAAAUAAGGGUGUGGACUUGGCUGUUGAAGCAAUAACCGUUGGGGAGCUGGCGGAGAAGAUGGGGAAGGUGUUGGGUGAAGAGGUGAGGGUUUGGUAUGCGGAUGAGCCUUCGACUUGGACCGACGAAGAGGAGCAGGAUUGGGCAACAGGACGGACUGUGAGUGACAUGGAUCCAAUUGCGAUUAGCCAGCGGUGGGCAAAUGAGUUUGAUUCGAGUUAUGGGGUGGCUGCGACCCGGGAAUUGGGGUUGUUGGGACAGUUGACGACUGUUGAUGAGUUCUUGGAGAGGAACAGGAACUUGAUCUGA
This is a messenger RNA of Sordaria macrospora k-hell, 1350 nucleotides long. RefSeq lists its product as uncharacterized. The record is from RefSeq and is a predicted model, not a curated record. Lineage: Eukaryota; Fungi; Ascomycota; Sordariomycetes; Sordariales; Sordariaceae. Gene Ontology annotation, cellular component: nucleus.